Molecule: messenger RNA, 906 nt
Organism: Cyphomyrmex costatus
Lineage: Eukaryota; Metazoa; Arthropoda; Insecta; Hymenoptera; Formicidae
Product: alpha-tocopherol transfer protein-like
Exons: 3
Coding region: 1-906 (301 amino acids)
Cellular component (GO): membrane
Molecular function (GO): phosphatidylinositol bisphosphate binding
Source: RefSeq, a predicted model, not a curated record
AUGGCUUCAAUAAAAUUAGUAUCAUUCGAGGAAGAAUUAAAGAAGAAUCCGAAAUUGAAAGAGUCAGAUAUACAAAUAUUGAGAGAAUGGUGCAAGAAACAGCCUCAUCUACCCAAAAUAACAGAUAGCGAAUUUGCAUUAUUCUUGCAUAGUAAUUAUUAUCAACUAGAGCCAACGAAAUCUACUAUCGAUAAUUUCUUCACAGUUAGGACUCAUGUACCCGAGUUCUUUUAUAAUAGAGACCUUAAUAAUAAUAAGGAACUAAAACAGGCAAUUGAAGUAAUAACGAUUCAAUCUUUGGAAAGAAAUACAAGAGAAGGUUAUAAAAUAAUUUAUGGAAGACUACUAGAUAACGAACCAUCAAAAUAUGUUUUCAACGAUGCCAUAAAAUUGCUAUUUAUGGUAAUGGAUUUAUGUCUCUAUACAGAAAACAUUUGCGAUGGUUAUGUAUUUGUAUGCGACAUGAAAGACUUUUCUUUGGGCCACAUAAACCGUCUGAAUCUUAUAUUCCUAAAAAAAUUCUUUUAUUAUCUACAAGAAGGAUUGCCUAUUAGAUUGAAGAGUUCUCAUCUCAUAAAUAUUUCUCCGAUAAUAGAUAUGCUUUUGAAUAUGGUAAAACCUUUAAUGAAAAAACAGCUGAUGGAUACGAUUUAUACUCAUACUACGAACGAUACUUUGGAGAAAUUUGUACCGCUCGACAUUCUUCCAAACGAAGCAGGCGGCCAAGGCAGUUCUGUACAGGAGUUACAUAAUAAACAAAUACAAAAAUUGGUAGAUCACUUUGCUUGGUUCAGAGAGGAAGAAGCUAAUCAUCGUGUUAAUGAAUCACUACGACCGGGCAAGGCAAAAACAGUAAUGGAUUUAUUUGGUGUUGAAGGAACCUUUAAGAAGCUUGAGAUUGAUUGA